Messenger RNA from Caenorhabditis bovis, 690 nucleotides. Lineage: Eukaryota; Metazoa; Nematoda; Chromadorea; Rhabditida; Rhabditidae. The record is from the annotation of a GenBank genome assembly.
AUGGCACUAAUAAGGGCAAGGAAUAACGGAAAUGAUGAGCUGUUCGGAAACGAGAAGAGCGUCACAACCAUUUGUGUGCAUUCUAUUCGCUACUCUACUCUAGCUAUUAUGGGUUCCCGUGCUGGCAGUUGCUGUUCGAUGUUCUCCGAGAUGUUCGACGAACCCCGCCAGAUGACUCCGGAAGAAGUCGAGAAGGCCGCUGUGUUCCUCGGAACACAACCGGCGCGUCCAGUUCUCGGCGAGGUCGUCCAGUUCUUCAACGAGCUGCUUCAAGGCGAUGGAUUCAACGUCGAGAUCGAGCCGCGCAUUUCGAAUCCCUACUUCUUCGUCAAUCUGUCCAUUGAGGAUAUCAUGCUGAUGCCGAACGGAGUCCGAUGCGACGCACAUGGCAUCUGGGAGCUCCUAUGUUUCCGUCGGAUGAACACUUUAAACGCCAGGGUCCAAUUGCCUCAUUAUGUGUACUGCUGUCCAUGGAUGUACCAGAAGGAAGUCGACGAUUACACGCUGUUCCACCACUACCAAGCCGAUUUGAUCGCCGGUGCAUCGAAGAAGUUCAAGGCGUUCUCUCUUUGCCGUGGUUCCGACAAGACGUUCUUUGACGGAGUGCGUCGUCUCGUUCAAGAGGCGCAUCGUGAUCGAGUGACGAAUAAUUUUUUAAUUGAUAAUGAUUUGUUUGAUGAUUUCAAUUAA